AUGGCCGAAGGAGGGCCGGGUAAAGGUGGCGGAGAAGACCCCGCCAAGUCCGCCGAGCAGGAGGACCGGACUCGACCUCAGGUCCUGUCGGGAUCGGGCUUCUGCAAAUGGUUCAACGUCCGGAUGGGCUUUGGAUUUAUCUCAAUGACCAGCAGCGGAGGCGGCCCUGUCGCCCCUCUGGAUGUGUUCGUCCACCAAAGCAAACUGGUGAUGGAGGGCUUCCGCAGCUUAAAGGAGGGUGAGCAGGUAGAGUUCACCUAUAAGAAGUCCUCUAAGGGCCUGGAGUCCCUGCGGGUGACCGGACCGGGUGGGGGACCCUGCGCAGGCAGCGAGAGGAGACCCAAAGGGAAGGUCCCACUCCAGAAACGAAAACCAAAGGGAGACCGCUGUUAUAACUGUGGAGGUCUGGAUCACCAUGCCAAGGAGUGUGGCCUGCCCCCCCAGCCAAAGAAAUGCCACUACUGCCAGAGCAUCACGCACAUGGUGGCUCAGUGUCCCCACAAGGCGCUGGCGCCCGCCUCAGGCUCUCAGGACCAACCUGCGUCUACCUCGGCCUUCAGCCCCGGGAGCGGGUCAUUCCUCUGCCCCCCCGAGGAGGAGGAGCGCUCCGGCUCGUCUCCCCUAGAGGGCUCCUCCUCCUCCCCCGAGGAGCCCCCCACACACCGCGGCCCCCGCACCCAGAGGUGGAGGAAAUCUUGA
This is a messenger RNA of Anoplopoma fimbria (sablefish), 699 nucleotides long. It is a transcript of the gene lin28b, whose product is annotated as lin-28 homolog B (C. elegans). Gene Ontology annotation, molecular function: zinc ion binding; nucleic acid binding. Lineage: Eukaryota; Metazoa; Chordata; Actinopteri; Perciformes; Anoplopomatidae. The record is from RefSeq and is a predicted model, not a curated record.